This is a messenger RNA of Diaporthe citri, 1605 nucleotides long. RefSeq lists its product as uncharacterized. The transcript is spliced from 2 exons. The coding region runs from base 1 to 1605 and encodes 534 amino acids. Lineage: Eukaryota; Fungi; Ascomycota; Sordariomycetes; Diaporthales; Diaporthaceae. The record is from RefSeq and is a predicted model, not a curated record.
AUGGCUCAACAAACUUUCCCCACUCCCAACGGCUUUGCCAUGCAGUCCUCGGGCCUCGCUUCUAGGCGCGGCGGGCAGUCCAUCAAGCCCCUCUCGGUCGAUGCUCUCAAGUCCCCUGUUGACUCGAAGGAAAAUGCCAUCCCCACGCCCCGAACGGCUCGCGGCCAUCUGCUUGCUGGUCUGCGAACCGCUCCCAAGUCUGCCGCGGCGUCCACUUUCGCUGCCUCUGGCGCCAACACAUCCCCGACGAACAAAGCUAGGAACAACACUUCCCUGUAUGGCGUCCAGGAGAAUAUGCUGAACAACGGGCCGAAGACAUCCCUGCCACAUUUCGGUAACCAGCAAGGCUUUAACAACAACUACGGGCGACAGCAGUUCACUCCUGAACAGAUCCUGGCUCCUCCGGAGAUUCCCAUCCACGAGCAAGCCGUGGAUGAGCAACUGGAUCCUGACCUGUAUGCCAAGCUGGUCCAGCAGAACUUGCAGCUGGCUCAGCAGCGCCAGAUGUUGCAACAGCAGCUGUACGACCUGACCCAGGCCCAGCAGCAGCUCAGCGCCAUGAACCUCAACGGACAGCAGAGUUACCAGAAUCUGUACCAGCAGCAACAACUGCAGCAGCAAGCCCUUCAGAUGCAGAGCAUGCUCAACAACACCAUGGUUAGCCAGCAGCCGACAAUCUACACCUACAUCGACCCGGCUACCGGCCAGCAGGCUUACUACGUUGACCAGUCUGCGCAGCUGAACGCUCAGUUCGUGGACCCGUCUCAGUUGAACCUCUACCAACAACAGCAACGUCAGCAGAACAGCGCGACCCCACGUGUGCAGGUCUCACCUCCAAGGGAGGCCGCGCAGCCGGUUUUCCGCAGGAACACCCCUCCCCGGCGCAACGAGUCUCCUCUCAUCGAGAACCCGGCUCCUCUCCCCCCACCAUCAGCCAAUGCUUUCCGACGGGGUCAUAAGAAGUCGAACCUCCCAAGUCCGCUGGUCCUAAGACUGCCAACUUCCCCCCUCACGCCCCUGACCGGAGGCUAUGGGCCUGGUCAGGCACGAGCUGGUGAACACCCGAUUCGCCAGCCACGCGGUCCUCCUUCGAUCGAGGAGCUCAAGGCCAAGCCUUCGGCCAAGCAUGAGGCUUCCAAGAACUUCGCAGCGCGCACCCGAUCAGCUCUUAACAACCUUAUGCGGGCUGGUCUUGAGCGUCGCAAGGUUAGCAGCACUGGCAGCAGCGGAUCCAUCAGUCCCAUCUCGGAGACGGCCGAGGAGGCUCAGGGCCUCCUGACGGACAACGAGUCGGAGUCUGGUCGGUCCGGAUCUGGCAGCCUGAACGGCGAGGAGGUGGAGCCUAGCGUGCCCAGCUCCCGGACCAGUACUGGCAGCUGGGGCGCGAUAGGAUCAGACCGGCCCAGCUCACGCCAGAAGGCUCGAAAGAGCGCUGACAGCAUCAGCAGCGGAUCUGGCGACGAGACUGCUAGCAAUGGUAGCUUUGCCAGUGUUUUCAAGCGGACGGGAAGGAACGGGAGAUCCGACAGCCCCAGCCAGAGGAAGUCGGCCAUGAUGGUCUUGACAUGCGCAGAGAAGCGCAAGAACGGUGUCAUACUCUCAUGA